GGGGCACCGGUUCCCCCAGUAGAGCUCGGGGCGGCCCCUUCCGCACGGCGCCGGGAGUCCGGGGGGGGUGGACGGCGGAGGCCGGAGCGGCGCUGCUGCUGGUGACCGCGGUCCUGAAACUUCCCCUUCGCCCUCCCUUUGCGCCCAGGGCCCACCGCUCCGGGCCCCUCCGCCGUCCCAGGCCCGUCGCCCCCUCCCCCCCAGCCCAGGCCGGGCCGGAAGGCGACCGCCCCGCUUGACUCAGCCCGGGGCACGGGCGUCGCCGCCGCCGCCGCCGGCGGGGCUGGACAGCGAUUUCUGCGGCCCGCGCCUGGCUCUGCGCGGUGGGGGAGCGAAGUUCGCAAACUUCCGGGCGCGGGGGCGGCGACGGCCCGCGUGGGGCCCCUCGGAGAGACCGAGACCGGCCACCUCGGGAGGGCGCCGCCGAGCCCCGGCCCAGGCCCGAUCCGGACGCCGGUGGCGAGGGUGCAGUCAUGGCCACCCAGGUGAUGGGGCAGUCUUCUGGAGGAGGAAGUUUAUUCAGCAACAGCGGCAACAUGGGCAUGGCCUUACCCAACGACAUGUAUGACUUGCAUGAGCUCUCCAAAGCCGAACUGGCUGCACCUCAGCUCAUCAUGUUAGCAAAUGUGGCCUUGACUGGGGAAGUCAACGGCAGCUGCUGUGACUACCUGGUCGGGGAAGAAAGGCAGAUGGCAGAACUGAUGCCCGUGGGGGACAACAACUUCUCAGACAGCGAAGGGGAAGGACUUGAAGAGUCGGCUGAACUAAAAGGUGACCCCAGUGGGCUGGUAAACAUGGAGCUGAGAAGCUUGGAGCUAAACGCCGUGGAACCACAGCCUGUAUUCGAAGCAUCCCCUGCCCCAGAAACGUACAACUCGAAUAAAGAUCUCCCUCCAGAAACGCUUGGGACUGAGGACAAAUGCAAGAACCUGAAGGCCAAGCCCUUCCGCUGCAAGCCCUGCCAGUAUGAGGCAGAGUCGGAAGAGCAGUUUGUCCAUCACAUCAGGGUUCACAGCGCCAAAAAGUUUUUUGUGGAAGAAAGCGCAGAGAAGCAGGCAAAAGCCAGGGAGUCUGGCUCUUGUACGGCAGAGGAGGGGGAUUUCUCCAAGGGCCCCAUCCGCUGUGAUCGCUGUGGCUACAAUACCAACCGGUAUGAUCACUACACGGCUCACCUCAAGCAUCAUACCAGGGCCGGGGAUAAUGAGCGAGUCUACAAGUGUAUCAUUUGCACAUACACAACAGUGAGCGAGUACCACUGGAGGAAACACUUGAGGAACCAUUUUCCUAGAAAAGUCUACACGUGUAGCAAAUGCAACUAUUUUUCAGACAGAAAAAAUAAUUAUGUCCAGCAUGUUCGAACUCAUACAGGAGAACGCCCUUAUAAAUGUGAACUUUGUCCUUACUCGAGUUCUCAGAAGACUCAUCUAACUCGACACAUGCGUACUCAUUCAGGUGAGAAGCCAUUUAAAUGUGAUCAGUGCAGUUAUGUGGCUUCAAAUCAGCACGAAGUGACCCGACACGCAAGACAGGUUCACAACGGGCCCAAGCCUCUUAAUUGCCCUCACUGUGACUACAAAACGGCAGACAGAAGCAACUUCAAAAAACACGUGGAGCUGCACGUUAACCCGCGGCAGUUCAACUGCCCCGUGUGCGACUACGCCGCCUCCAAGAAGUGCAACCUACAGUAUCAUUUCAAGUCGAAGCAUCCUACCUGCCCUAGUAAGACGAUGGAUGUCUCCAAAGUGAAACUAAAGAAAAUCAAGAAGAGAGAGGCCGACAUGCAUAGUCACCCCACCAGUGACAAGACAGAGACAGAGCAAACAAAAACAAAGGGAGAGGUGCCGGCCAAGAAAAACGAGAAACCCGCGAAAGUAGAGAAAAAGGAUGUUUCAAAAGAGAAGAAGUCUUGUGGCAAUGCCUCAGUGGUCCAGGUAACUACCAGAACUCGGAAAUCUGCGACGGAGACUAAGGCAGCAGAGACGAAACACAUAGAUGUACAUACAGGAAAUAAUAAAGAAAAAGUCAGUAAAGCCAAGAAGAACAAAAGAAAGGUGGAUGCUGAAGCCCAUCCGUCAGAUGAGCCUGUGAACGAGGAACCAGUGACAAAAAAGAAAAAAAAGAUGGAAAGCAAAUCCAAAAAUAGUACCGAGGUGCCAAAGGAUGACAGCAAGACGGAGGAGACUAAGGGGGACAAUAAAAAGCAAAAUACUUCCAUUAAAAAUGCAAAGAAGAAACCUCAAAAAGGUAAAUCAAGUAAGAAAGGCAGCAGGCCUGCUCGGGAGACGCAGAAGGAGACGGCUCCGGCAGAGCCUCCUUCCAUGGAGCUGGCUCAGGAGGAGCCCGGGCUUCCUUCUCCCAUGGAUAUUGCUCAGACAGGGCCUGCUCAGAUGGAGCUGCCUUCUCCCCUGGAGCCUCCUCAGAGGGAGCCGCCUCCUCCCCUGGAGCCUGCUCAGAGGGAGCUGCCUUCUCCCCUGGAGCUUCCUCUGAGGGAGCCGCCUCCUCCCACGGAGCCUACAAAGAUGGAGCAGCCUCUUCCCAUGGAGCUUACUCAGAUGGAACAGCCUCCUCCCAUGGAGCCUGAUCAGGUGGAGCCUCCUCCUCCCAUGGAGCCUGAUCAGAUGGAGCCUCCUCCUCCCAUGGAGCCUGAUCAGAUGGAGCCUCCUCCUCCCAUGGAGCCUGCUCAGAGGGAGCAGCCUUAUCCCAUGGAGCCUGAUCAGAUGGAGCCUCCUCCUCCCAUGGAGUCUCAGCAGGGACAUUGUCAGAAGAAGCUGCUUUGUCCUUUGGACCAUGCUCAGGAGGAGGUUGCUCAGACAGGGCCUCCUCACAUGGGAUCUGUUCAGAAGGAGCCUCCUGCUGUCAUGGAGCCACCUCUUCAAGUGAAACCAGUCACCAAAAGGUCAUCUCCCCGAAAAGAGAGUACCAAGGAGAAGUCGGGCAUGCGGAGUGAGGUGGUGCGGCAGGAGCAAGUCCUUAUUGAAGUUGGCUUAGUGCCCGUUAGAGAUAGCCGGCUUCUGAAGGGAAGCAGGCGCGCACAGGAUCUUCCAGCCCCAUCAUCAGCAUCGCCAAAGGGAAACUCAAGAAGAGACGAGACACCCAAGGACCAAGAAAUUGGCUCUGAUGGGGAAGGAAAUAAAAUAGCCCCUCUCAAGAAAGUGGGAACAGAGGAAGCUGGCAAGCGUCUAGCUACGCUUGCUGCUCCCAAGGAAUCUACCAGUGUCUUAUCCUCGGAACAAAACUCAAAUGGGUCAGGUGGUGAAAUGUUACAUGCUAAGUGUCAGACUGGUUCAGCUGGGCUUUGUGAAAUGGAAGUGGACACUGAGCAGAACCCAGACAGUGUCCCUGUGAAAGCCUCAGCACCCGAACCGGCGUCACCAUUGCCUCCUGUCCCAUCACCAACCGUAACGGCCUCGCCUCCUAUCACUUUGGCUGAAAACGAGUCACCGGACAUUGAUGAAGACGAAGGCAUCCACAGCCAUGAUGGAAGUGACCUGAGUGACAAUAUGUCCGAGGGAAGUGAUGAUUCUGGGCUGCAUGGGGCUCGGCCAGUGCCACAAGAAGCAAGUUCAAAAAGUGGGAAGGAGGGGUUGGCAGUUAAAAUAACCGAGGGAGAGUUUGUUUGUAUUUUCUGUGAUCGGUCUUUCAGAAAGGAAAAGGAUUACAGCAAGCACCUCAAUCGCCACCUGGUUAAUGUAUACUUCCUUGAAAAAGCAGCCGAGGGGCAGGAGUAGUGAGCCGGCCGGUGGAGGGCGGCUCGUCACAGUUUGUAAGCAAUGCCUCACUUUUAGUUUAAGGCAGUAGACACAUACAAGCUCGCUUUAAUUAGUGUCCA
Peromyscus leucopus (white-footed mouse) is the source of this 3829-nucleotide messenger RNA. RefSeq names its product RE1 silencing transcription factor (gene Rest). The record is from RefSeq and is a predicted model, not a curated record. Lineage: Eukaryota; Metazoa; Chordata; Mammalia; Rodentia; Cricetidae. Gene Ontology annotation, cellular component: nucleus. Gene Ontology annotation, biological process: regulation of gene expression.